AUGGAGACGGUACCCGCAGGACAGACUCCCACCACGCCACGGAAAAAGAUGACAAAACAGCUGACGGGCAAACGAGACGACACCCCGUUGCAUUCAGCGGCCAGAGCUGGAAAUAUUGUAGCUAUAAGGGAAAUAAUAAAUGAUGCCGGUGAUGAGGCAGAGCUGAUGGAGAUUUUGUCGAGAGAAAACUCGGCUGGGGAGACCGCAUUGUAUGUGGCUGCCGAGUACGGAUACUUUGAGGUCGUGAGAGAGAUGAUUAAGUACUACGAUCUGUCGGCCGCUGGGAUUAAGGCUAGAAAUGGGUUUGAUGCCCUUCACAUUGCUGCAAAACAAGGGGAUCUUGAAGUAGUGAAGGUGCUAAUGGAGGCCCACCCGGAGCUGUCGAUGACGGUGGACAUAGCCAACACAACGGCCCUACACACGGCGGCCACCCAAGGGCGGAUAGAAGUGGUGAACUACUUUCUGGAGUGGGAGAGCAGCCUGGCAACAAUCGGCAGAAGCAACGGCAAAACGGCCCUCCACUCAGGGGCAAGAAACGGGCACGUGGAGGUCGUGCGGGCCCUCCUGGCUAAGGACCCCAGGCUGUCGACACGGGUGGACAAGAAGGGUCAGACGGCACUUCACAUGGCCGUCAAGGGCCAGAAUCUCGAGGUCGUGGCCGACCUCAUUGAAGCCGACCCUUCCACCGUCAACAUGGUCGACGCCAAGGGCAACACUCCAUUACACAUUGCCUCUCGCAAAGGGAGGGCUCAGGUAGUGAAGAUGCUUCUUGCUCAGCCUGGAAUCGACACGCGAGCUGUGAACCGUUCGAACGAGACUGCUCUGGACACGGCCGAGGCUCUGGGGCACCCAGAGAUAACAUCUAUCCUCCACGAGCACGGUGUGGUGAGCGCCCGAGCCAUCAACCCCCAAGCCUCCACCAACCCGGCACGCGAACUCAAACAGACCGUAAGCGACAUCAAGCACGAGGUCCACAACCAACUGGAGCACACUCGCCAGACGCGCAAAAGAGUCCAAGGCAUCGCCAAGCGCAUCAACAAGAUGCACACUGAGGGACUCAACAACGCCAUCAACUCCACCACUGUGGUCGCCGUCCUCAUUGCCACCGUGGCCUUCGCGGCCAUCUUCACCGUCCCCGGGCAGUACGUUGAUGACGUGGACAACAUCCCACCCGGGCAGUCCUUAGGGGCCGCCAACAUUGCCUCGCAGGCUUCGUUCCUAAUAUUCUUCGUGUUUGACUCGGUUGCGCUCUUUAUCUCGUUGGCGGUCGUCGUGGUGCAGACGUCGGUGGUGGUAAUCGAGAGCAAGGCGAAGAAGCAAAUGAUGGCUGUAAUAAACAAGCUGAUGUGGCUGGCGUGCGUGCUUGUGUCGGUGGCGUACCUAGCGUUGGCGUUCGUGGUGGUGGGGCAGCGGGAGACGUGGUUGGCUGUCAUGGUGACCGUGAUAGGAACCACGAUACUCGCGACGACCUUGGGGACGAUGUGUUAUUGGGUGGUGAUGCACAGGAUCGAGUCCAAGAGCAAGAGGAUCAUACGGAAGAACUCGCGGGCGAGCAGGUCCUUAUCGGCGUCUGUUUCAGUGCCAUCCGAGCUUGAGGAUUUGGACAAUGAUUACAAGAGAAUGUAUGCUAUUUAG
Molecule: messenger RNA, 1635 nt
Organism: Striga hermonthica
Lineage: Eukaryota; Viridiplantae; Streptophyta; Magnoliopsida; Lamiales; Orobanchaceae
Source: the annotation of a GenBank genome assembly